Molecule: messenger RNA, 7378 nt
Organism: Caenorhabditis sp. 36 PRJEB53466
Lineage: Eukaryota; Metazoa; Nematoda; Chromadorea; Rhabditida; Rhabditidae
Source: the annotation of a GenBank genome assembly
AUGAACAAGGACGACAUUCUUGCGCAAGCAGUUGAAAAGUAUGUUUUUUCUUAAGGAUUUUUUGUUACCAUCAAUCAAAAUAAUCAUUUUCAGUGAUGCCAACUACAAAGAUCGUGCAGCACUUAUUCGGUCGAACGAUGAAAUUGACGCGAAAUUCGGAUUUGUCAGAUAUACUGGAAUUCAGGAGAGAAAGGGAUUUCUGAUAAAUAUUCAACAGGUGAGAUUUUGUGAGAAAAUUCAUAGGGAAAAUAGUAUUGCAGUCCGAACAUGUGGACGAGCAAACAAAAGUGAUCAUCUCGGUGGUCGACUACUUUUUCAUCAGUGACAUGGACGAGCGAUUCAAGAUUUCCUAUCCGUUCCGCCCGUAUUUUUACAUUGCGACGCUGGACGGUUUCGAACAUCAAGUGUCGAGUUAUUUGUCGAAAAAGUACGGAGCGGCGACGACUGUCGAGCAAAUUGACAAAGAGGACUUGGAUUUGGUACGCGUCUUUUGAAAAAUGUUCAAAAAAAUUAAUUCCUCUUCCUUUUUUCAGAAAGACCAUCUCUCCGGCCUCAAAAAGACGUACAUCAAGCUGUCGUUUCCAAGUAUUGUCGAACUUAUGAAAACGCGGAAAGAUAUAAUGCCGUUGGUGCGUAAAAACACGGAGCGCAUCAAAAAAGAGUCGGCGUACGCAGAGUUUCUCGCGAAGAACUUGGGCGGCGGGCAAGGAUCGGACGGCGGACAGCAGGACGGCGACGUUCUCUCUACCAUCAUCGACAUCCGCGAGUACGACGUUCCGUUCCACAUGCGGGUCUCGAUUGACGAAAAAAUCUUUGUUGGUUUAUGGUACGACGUGAAGGGGAUCGGUCCGCACCGGGUGCCGACCAUCAAACGCAAAGAUCUCGCGUUCUUCCACGCCAAGCCUAAAGUUCUCGCUUUCGAUAUUGAGACGACGAAGCUUCCGCUCAAGUUUCCGGACCGAGAAAGCGACGAGAUCAUGAUGAUCUCGUACAUGGUCGACGGCCAGGGCUUCCUGAUUAUCAACCGAGAAAUUGUCUCGGCUGAUAUCAACGCAUUCGAGUACACGCCAAAAGCAGAGUACAAGGGAGAGUUCACAGUUUGGAAUGAGAAGGACGAGACUGCUCUCAUCCGCCGGUUCUUCGAUCACUUCCUGCAAGUCCGUCCGAACAUUGUCGUCACCUACAACGGCGACUUCUUCGAUUGGCCGUUCGUGGAAGCGAGGGCCAAGAUCCGAGGACUCAACAUGGAACGGGAGAUUGGUUUCUCGAAAGACUCGGCGGAUGAGUAUAAAUCUAGAAACUGUAUUCACAUGGACGCGUUUCGAUGGGUGAAAAGAGAUUCCUACCUGCCCGUCGGAUCGCAGAACUUGAAAGCCGUCACACGAGCGAAAUUACGAUAUGAUCCGGUUGAGGUGGAGCCGGAAUUGAUGUGCAAAAUGGCCAGGGAACAGCCGCAGCAGCUCGCUAACUAUUCGGUUUCGGACGCUGUGUCUACCUAUUAUCUCUACAUGAAAUACGUGCAUCAGUUCAUUUUUGCCCUCUGCACAAUCAUUCCAUUAGGAGCCGAUGACGUCCUCCGCAAAGGAUCCGGAACCCUUUGCGAAGCUCUGCUCAUGGUUGAAGCCUUUCAUAAUAAUAUUGUGUUUCCCAACAAAUACACUGGUCCGGAGGAGACGCGCUUCAGUAAAGAUGGACAUCGCGUGGAAAGUGAGACGUACGUGGGAGGACACGUGGAGGCGCUGGAAGCGGGAGUCUUCCGCGCGGACAUUCCCGCCCGUUUUCGCCUCUCGCCGCCAGCUCUGGAGCAGUUGAAGGGCGAAGUUGCGGAGACGUUGCGAAAAGAAUUGGCUCGCGAGUUCGGAGUGGAAUUGGAGCAAGUCGUGGACUUUGAGGAGCAGUGCGACACGGUUCGGGACGCUUUUGACGAGCUGCUGAAGGCGCCGACGCGACAGGAGAACCCCCGCAUUUAUCAUUUGGACGUUGGAGCCAUGUACCCAAACAUUAUUCUCACUAAUCGGCUUCAGGUUUGUUUUGACGCUUCACACGGUUCAGCCAAAAAAUCUCAAAACAUUUCAGCCGUGCGCAAUGGUAAACGAGGAGAUUUGCAUGGGCUGCUCGUUCAACAAACCGGACGCCGAGUGCAAACGAACGAUGGCGUGGGAGUGGAGGGGCGAAUUGACGCCUGCGACGCGCGGAGAAUAUCAGACGAUCAUGCAGCAGCUGGAGGCGGAAUCGUUCGGAAAACCGCCCAAACACUUUCACAUGCUCGAAAAAUCAGAACGCGAGGCGAUCGAGACGAAGCGCGUGAAGGACUACUGUAGGCGGGUGUACGGAAAGACGCAUUUGACGCGGUUGGAGAUGCGAAGCACGACGAUCUGUCAGCGCGAGAACCACUUCUACGUGGAGACGGUGAAGGCGUUCAGGGACCGGCGGUACGAGUACAAGGACAUGCUCAAGAAGGCGAAAGGGCGGUUCGAUACGGCGCAGACGAGCAGCGAUUUGGCGACGAUGCAGACGGCCAAGUUGGAAAUGGUUCUCUACGAAUCACUGCAGUUAGCGCACAAGUGCAUCCUCAAUUCGUUCUACGGAUAUGUCAUGAGAAAGGGCUCGAGGUACAGAUAUUUUUGGUGAAAAGUGGAGAAAAAAACGAUGGUACGGAACGUAAACGGGAUUCACCCUGGGAACAAAUGCCGUUUUCGCGGCUCUACACAUCACUCCCGUGAAAUUGUUCGACGCAAUGCUCUGGAUCCUUAGAAAAACAUCCUAGUUUUGUUGACGGAGCGGAUUUUUUCACUGGAGCUUUAAAUAAAAACAUUUUCCAGAUGGUUCUCAAUGGAAAUGGCUGGAAUUGUGUGUCACACCGGCGCCAACAUCAUCCGCGAAGCCCGGAAAUUGGUGGAGCAGAUCGGAAAGCCGCUGGAGUUGGACACUGACGGAAUCUGGUGCCUCAUUCCUGCGACGUUUCCCGAAAAUGUCACUUUCAAGCUGAAGAAUCACAAAAGAAGCUCAGUGACCGUAUCGUAUCCGGGUGCGAUGCUCAACGCGCUCGUCUACGAAGGAUUCACCAAUCACCAGUAUCAUACACUCGAAAAGAACGGAAGUUACUCGAAAUCAUCGGAGAACUCGAUCUACUUCGAAGUCGACGGUCCCUAUCAGUGUAUGGUGCUGCCGGCGUCGAAAGAGGAGGGAAAGAAGCUGAAGAAGCGGUACGCCGUGUUCAAUUUGGACGGAUCGCUCGCCGAAAUGAAGGGAUUCGAGCUGAAGCGACGAGGAGAAUUGAAUAUUAUCAAGCAUUUCCAGGUUUGCUACUCUUUCUACUAGAAAUUUAAGAAUUUUCAAUUAUGAUUUUGCAGGGUUGUGUGUUCAAAACCUUCCUCAGCGGCAAGACCCUCGACGAGACGUACAAAGCGGUGGCGGGCGAUGCGGAUCACUGGCUGGACAUUCUCUAUUCGCACGGCUCCGACCUCUCCGACGCCGAGCUGUUCGACUUGAUUUCCGAGAAUCGGAGCAUGUCGCGCAAGCUGGAGGACUACGGCGCACAGAAGAGUACGAGCAUUUCGACGGCGAAACGACUGGCCGAAUUCCUCGGCGACGACAUGGUCAAGGACGCCGGACUCGCGUGCAUGUUCGUCAUUUCGAAGCAUCCUCUCGGCGCGCCCGUCACGGAGAGGGCCAUUCCGGUGGCGAUUUUCAAGGCGGAUCCCAAAGUGCGCAGUCAUUACAUUCGGAAGUGGACGAAGCAGACGGACUUCAACGAGGACACCGACAUUCGCGACCUCCUCGACUGGGACUACUACAUCGAACGCGUCGGCAGCUGCAUUCAGAAGAUCAUCACCAUUCCGGCCGCCCUUCAGGGAAUAGCCAAUCCGGUGCCACGUGUCGCCCAUCCCGAUUGGUUGCAGAAUAAAAUACGCAACAAGUACGUUUUAGGCCGUGGCCUACUUUUUCUAGCAGUAAUAUUCAUGACCUAAUAUCUUAGGAUAACCUAGAAAUGCACUAAAAUACUAUAAUUUUUCAGAGUUGACGCUCACAAACAACCGCGAAUCAACCAAAUCUUCGCCGCCUGCCAAAAGCCUGCUCCUUCAGAAACCUCUUCGGAAAAUGGAGGAAAACGGCGGCUUAGCCCGGAUAUUAUCGAAGAAACCGAAAGAGAAAUCGGCAGUGAGGAUAAGGAAAACAACGGAGCGAAACGGCAAAAAGAGACGGAAAAGGCGGGCGGUUCGGCAGAAGUUCUGGAGAAAAAGACGCUGUCGGAGCACGGAUUCGACGAGUGGCUCUCGUUUUUGAAGAAGAAAUGGAGGAUUCAGCGGAAGGAGCGGAAGAAUCUGAUGGCCUCGAAGGAUUCGGACACCGUCGAGAUGAUCGUUCGUGGGAUUCGCGAGACGGAGAACGAGAAGGAAUGGCACAUGCUGAGUCUCGAGCCGACCACCGAUCCGUGCUUCUACAACGUUUGGCUCUCGGUGCAGGGGCAAAUGCAUCGGGCGACGAUGAAGAUCAAGAGGAAUAUUCUGAUCGACUCGAAAGUGGCCCAGCCGGGGCGGGAGACCGUCCGUCGCACACUUCCCCACCACCAGCAGCCCAACUUCUUGUACGAGCUCAAAACGGACGAUCUGCAAUUGCACCGGCUCAUGGGGAAGUUGUACGCGGAGACGUGCUCUGCCAAGAUCAUUGGAACUUACGAAUCGGAAAUUCCAUCGGAUUUUCGAGCUAUUAUCGAGUUGGGAAGCGUCGUUCGUCCGGAGAUUGGAGUUAAUCUGGGCUCCGCGUUGAACUUGGACAGUUUACGGGCUGUUCAUAACGAGAAAAUCACUGCUUCCUACUUGCCAGGUCAAAUUAGAACGAUUUUCCUGUACAAGUUCUCGCAGGACUCGAGACACGUUUACUCGCUCAUCGACACCGCCGGAACUGCCGCCUAUUUGUACAUUGUCAACUCGGGAGACGUACAAAUGCCCAACAUGGAGUCCCUCUACACGACGGUCUACAACAAGAUGAUGUCGACAGAACGCGGUCAAAUGUGCCAGACCACUGCGAAAAUGCCGUUCACCGUCAAGCGAUUCAGUUCGAACACCGAGUGCGAGCGGCGGUUGGGAAGAGCUUUGCGCACCUAUCGGGAGCAGAGUUCCAAGACUGCCAUCGUCCUCUUGCUUUCGGAUACGGAGCCGUUCCGAUUGGCGCGGAAGGUUCCGAACCUCGGCCUCUUCCCGAAUGUCCAGCUGCACGUCACCGAACCCUCGUCUCUGCUGAAUCAGAUCGAUUGGCAGAAAGUGGUGGCCAGACGCAUUCUCCAGCACUUCUUCAACAGCUUCUUCUACGUGGCCGACUAUUUGGAAUGGGCCCGUUACCUGAGAAUUCCUCUCGGCAACUUGCCAGCCGAUCAUUCACUCUUCGCCUUGGAUCUCCUCUACGCCCGACAUCUUCAGAAGGCCGGACACGCGUUAUGGGCCACCAAGGCCAGUCGUCCGGAUCUUGGAGGCAAAGAAUUGGACGAUAUUCGACUGUCGGUCAACUGGAAUCCGGUCUCCAUCGACGAUACAGUACUCAUCAACCGGGAGACGUUCUGCGAGACGGCUUGCGUCGAACUGCAGCUCAGCGCGGUCGCCGUGACCGCUUUGGUGCAGCGGAGUCGGGUUUUGGAGGCCGAGGGCGCCGACGAUAUGGUCACAUUCGAUUCGGUCAAUGCUAUUGGACUGCAAUCAAUUACAGGUACGUCUGGACUUGUGAUUUUCUUUGAAAAUAGAAUAAAAUUUUUGCAGGAGUCCAACAAAAUACGAUAGCGUGCUACGACGAAGGCGCCGCCGUCGACGGAAGCAUAAAAGUGCUGAAGCAGAUGCUCACCGAGUGCGUCCGUCACAUUGCCCAUCAGGGAAACGCGCGCGCCGACGAGAUUGUCAUGUCCGUCUCGCGAUGGCUGAACACCCGCUCGGCGCUGCUCUUCGACGCCGCCCUCACUCGCAGCAUUUCUGUGCUCGAAAGCAAGUUGGUACUGUUGCUGUGCGCGGAAUGCGAACGAAUCGGCGCGCGAGUCAUUCAUGCGACCGCCCAGAAACUCGUGUUGAAUACGGGAAAGUCGACGAGUGCGGAGGCGCGUGGAUUCACCGAAAUGCUCAUUCAAUCCCUGGGAACAAAUGUCGUUUUCGCGGCUCUACAUAUCACUCCCGUGAAAUUCUUCGACGCAAUGCUCUGGAUGGACGCCCAUAAUCAUACUGGAAUUCGAAUUAAAGGUACUAACAGAUUUUGGAACAUUUUGGGGCCAGAAAUUUAUUGACAACUUUCGAGAAAGAAAAUAUCAGAACAUGCUGAAAAGGGGGAUUGCUAAAUUCUAAAAAUGUGGUCUUCAGAAUCGUCCGAAAACAUUGACGACGACGACGACGAGAAUGACGGCGAACAACCGACAGAGCCCGAAAUGGAGACGACCGCGCAAUGGAAAAUAGCGGAAGAGAUGCCGGAAGAGGGAAAUGUGCGCGAGGAGUUCCUGCAAAUGAUCGGCGCCUUCAUCGUCAUGUUCCUCGAGACGAACCGCAAACUGAAGUUCGACACGGAGUCGGCGCAGAACUUCCGCUCCGACUGCAUCAGCCAGAAGAUCUCGCAUCGUCUCUACAAAGUGGUCACCAAACUGGCGCACGGCUCCGCCGACAGUGCUCAUUGCGCUGUGUUCCUUGUCGACGCGGUACGACAUUUUCUAAUCCAGUGAUCCUGAGCGUUUUUUUUUCAGAUUUGCCGUGCUCUCUCUUGUGAUUCGGCGUCCCAAUUGGCUGUGGAAGGCCUUCGCGACAAUGCGAAACGUCUUUUGCACAAUUCACUUGGUUAGCGAAUUUUCCCGAAUAUAUUUCUCAAUAAAUGUUUACAGUGGAAGCCGACACGACGCCGAUCCAAUCGACCACCCUCUUCAUCUCGAACGUAUUCUGCAACAGCUGCUCCCAAGCGACCAACGUGUUCCUUUCCUCCACCGACGAGAUUGUCACGUGUUCCACGUGUCAAAGUGUUCGUGGAGCGAAUUUUAAAAAAAUUUUUAAUUUUUUCUUGUAGAAACUGAACAUGAACACGAUCGACAUGAUGAUUUGUGACCGUUUGAACGAGCUUCUCACCGCCUACCAAGUGCAGGAUCAUCAAUGCACCAAGUGCAAAACGGUACGGGCGUUGCGGCUGCACAUGCUGUUACGCAAUUUUUUGCAUCAAAAUUUUUUUGUUUAUUCGAAAACAACUAUUGUAGGUGCGUCACAACAGUCUGUCUGUCUAUUGCGAAUGCUGCUCCCCGUUCACUCCACAAAUCACGCCGGCGCAGAUGAAAACCGAAGUCAAAACUGUGGAAAAGGUGGCAGGCGUUCGAAACUUCGCCCUGAGCGCCGAUCUAGCCACAUGGAUUCUCAAAUUUCUUUGA